Cetraspora pellucida is the source of this 471-nucleotide messenger RNA. The record is from the annotation of a GenBank genome assembly. Lineage: Eukaryota; Fungi; Glomeromycota; Glomeromycetes; Diversisporales; Gigasporaceae.
AUGAAAUGUAAAGUAAGAGUACCUAGAGAAGUUCGAGUUAAAAUUGUGUGUUCAGGUAUAUUAUUUUCAGCCUUUGAUAAUCCUUUCUUUAAAGAUUAUACUAAGAUAUUAAACCCUGGUUAUGAUCCAUCUAAGCGCACCACAUUAGCAUCAUCAAUUUUGGAUUCAGAGGCAGCAAAUAUCAUAAUUAAAGUAGAAAAUGAGCUAUCUAAGGCCAAAAAUUUAACUUUAUGUAUAGAUACAAAUUUUAAUGCUGAAAAAAUUAUAGAGGUAUUAGAAAACGUUGGGCCUGAAAAAUUUAUAGCUAUAGUUUCUGACACUGAAAUGUCGAUGAUAGCAGCAAAAAAACAGGUUUUAGAACAAGAAGCUCAAAUUUUUAGUCAUGCAAAUUCUGUAAAAAAUCUAAUUAAUGAUCGUCAAUUUUGGAUUGACAUAAAGCAAUUACGGAAUAUUCUUGGCCCAGCAAAAUGA